AUGAGAUAUUGGGCAACUGUUGUCAUCACUAGUUUAAUAACUUCUAUCCCUUAUUUGGAUAUUUUUUUACACUUUACUGGUAGAAGUUGUAGAUUGUUUUGUCACGGUGAUUCUGAUAAGAUUACUUUUUUUCCAAGAUUUUUGACUAAAGGAUUGUUAAGAAAUCCUAUAAUUAUUGUUGAGUCUGAUGUUUUAGCUAGCAAGUCCUGUGCAUGUUGUUCCUGA
This is a messenger RNA of Thelazia callipaeda (thelaziosis nematode), 225 nucleotides long. Lineage: Eukaryota; Metazoa; Nematoda; Chromadorea; Rhabditida; Thelaziidae. The record is from the annotation of a GenBank genome assembly.